This is a messenger RNA of Penaeus indicus, 2300 nucleotides long. RefSeq names its product tRNA (guanine(26)-N(2))-dimethyltransferase-like. The coding region runs from base 356 to 2152 and encodes 598 amino acids. The record is from RefSeq and is a predicted model, not a curated record. Gene Ontology annotation, molecular function: RNA binding; tRNA (guanine(10)-N2)-methyltransferase activity. Gene Ontology annotation, biological process: tRNA N2-guanine methylation. NCBI's taxonomy places the organism in Eukaryota, Metazoa, Arthropoda, Malacostraca, Decapoda, Penaeidae. The transcript has 7 exons. Gene Ontology annotation, cellular component: nucleus.
GAAGGUAAACAAACCCCACGCGGCGGAGGACGGGGACUGGCGGGACGUGCUGAGAUAUUUCACGAUAUUUCUGCGGAGAUUUUACGUAAUGGAGAGAAUAUAAGCUACAGAGGAAAUCAGAGGAGAAGGAGCUAGGAGGUGCAGACAGUGCUAUAGUCUGAAGUUCUAUAUAAGAAGAAGAAUAACUAGAGCAGAACCAUCAAGAAGUUGAUGCUGAAAGGUGUAAGACUGAAGACAUUUGGUUUAUUGUUGUAAGUAUUCCAGAAAGAGGGUGAAGACUUGGAAAUAGCUGAAAUUGAUUGAUUUUGCUAGAAACAAGUUCUUACAAUACAGGAGGGCAACAGUCAGUGUGAGGAUGGCUUCAAGCGAAAAGGGAGGUGAAGAAGUAGAGGGAGGCAGCAACGGAGGAAGCGACGAGGUGGGGUUUGUGAUAGAUAAACGACCUUUUACACACGUCCAGGAGGGAAAGGCGGAAGUACUUUUUCCAAGCUCCCAUGAUGUUUUUUACAACCCUGUGCAAGAAUUUAACAGAGACUUAAGUGUUGCAGUGUUGAGAGUAUUUGCUGCAGAACAUAAAGAGAAAGAAAAUCAGAAAAGGAAGAAAGCAGAAUUAAAGGAGAAAGCAAAGUUGUUAAAACUCUCCAAGGAUGAAGAGGAAGCCAGAAAUGAGACCAAAGUAACACAAGAUUCAGACAAGGAGACAAAAGCAGAGGAAGGCCCUCCAGAAGAGAAGAAAUUUACAAUCCUGGAACCAGGGAAGAAAGACCCAGAAGGCAUAAGGAUCCUGGAGGCUCUUGCGGCCUCAGGUCUUCGUUCAAUUCGCUAUGCACACGAAGUUGGAGGCGUGAGGGAGAUUGUGGCUAAUGAUUUCUCAAAGCAGGCAGUGGAGUGCAUGGAACGUAACAUCACACACAACAAAGUGGAAGACAUUGUUACGUCUAGUUACAGUGAUGCCUCUAUGGCGAUGUACAAGAGUUACGAGCAAGGAAAAAGAUUUCACGCCAUUGAUCUUGACCCAUAUGGCUCGCCACAUGCAUUUUUAGACAGCGCUGUAAAGAGUGUGGCGGAUGGAGGUAUUCUCCUGGUUACCUGUACAGACAUGGCUGUGCUGUGUGGUAAUUCGCCAGAAACAUGCUACACCAAAUAUGGAGCUCUGUCCAUCAAAAGCAAAGCCUGUCAUGAGAUAGCCUUAAGAAUUGUGCUGCAGUGCAUUGAGUCCCAUGCCAACCGUUAUGGCAGACAUAUUAUGCCAUUGUUAUCUAUGAGUGCUGACUUCUAUGUAAGAGUUGUUGUUCAAGUAUUUACAAGCCAAUAUAAGUGCAAGGAAAGUUUUUCAAAGGUUUCUUGGCUUUACCAGUGUGUAGGAUGUGAGACAACCACACUGCAACCUUUGGGACGAGUUGUAGUUAAUGGAAAAAGUGUGAAGUACCAGUUGUCACCUGGUCCUGCAGUCAGCCAGUCUUGUGACCAUUGUGGCCACAGACACUCAGUAGCAGGCCCCAUCUGGAAUGCACCUAUACAUGACAAAGAUUUCAUUCACAGAUUGAAAGAGUCCCUUGUUGAGGACGAAUUUACAACAUUCCGCCGUAUAUACGGUACUUUGACUAUGAUGGAAGAAGAAUUGACAAAUGUGCCUCUGUAUUAUGUUGUAGAUAAGUUGGCUGCAGUGGCUGGUAUUAAUCUGUGUAAAAUGGUACAGUUUAGAUCAGCUAUUUUGAAUGCAGGAUACAAGGUUUCCAUGUCACAUGCUUGCAAAAAUUCUAUCAAGACUGAUGCUCCUGCACAGGUUAUAUGGGACAUAGUUAGGGCCUGGGAGAAGUCAAACCCUGCCAACAAGGAGAAGAUGGCUCCAGACAGGCCUGGGAGAAGACUUCUGGAGAAGAAAUCCAAAACGGAAAUCAGCUUCGAAUUACACCCCGACAGCAAUCCCCAGUCCAGAAAGCAGGAGCUUCUUAGAUUCCAAGUGAAACCAGAGAAGAACUGGGGGCCCAAGUCUAGAGCAAAAACUAGUCUAUUUCAUGGGAAUCAAGAAGACAAAAGGUCGCGCAACCAAGGGAAGAAAAGGAGAAUUCAAACAAAUGCCGAGCAGUUGCCAACAAAGCUGCCAAAAGAAGGAAGUGACUCACGUGUAGGAAAAGAAACCAGUGCCUAAUGAAGAAAAUUGCGACUGACACCUUAUGUUCAAAUCUCUUGUAAUGUUUUCAUUAAUUGACCUUUUUUUCUGAAUACAUAAACCUACACUCACAAUACCAGUCUCACACACACACAUACACACAUACACACACAUACACACAUACACA